AUGAAUCCACAACAACGUUCAGGCAAUCCACAACAACAACAACCAUCAGCACAACCUGAAAUUACCACACAAACAAUUCAAAAUUAUCUUGAUGAAAAUCAGCAAUUAAUAUUUGGAAUAUUAGAACGGCAAAAACAAGGACAAUUUGAUCAAUGCGAGGCGCUUCAACAAAAACUUCAAAAUAAUUUAAUCAAAUUAGCCACACUUGCAGACCAACCAAAUCAAACCACAGCAAAGCCUACAAGACCAUAA
This is a messenger RNA of Naegleria lovaniensis, 252 nucleotides long. RefSeq lists its product as uncharacterized. The transcript has 3 exons. Lineage: Eukaryota; Heterolobosea; Eutetramitea; Acrasida; Naegleriidae. The record is from RefSeq and is a predicted model, not a curated record. Bases 1 to 252 code for a protein of 83 amino acids.